AUGCAGAGGAAGACGCUUGCAACGAGACGAGAUUUAACGCACCGUGAAGAUGGAGAUGAUCAAAGAGAGCGUGAGCAUAAGGAUGUUAAUGAAGAUGGAGUUGCAGAUGAUGGUGGUGAUAACGAAGAAGACGAAGUAGAAGAAAGUCGAGUACUAGAGGGAGAAGACCAUGGAUUGAAGAAAAUUGUGAAGAUUUAUCUCAAGUAUUUGGAGAUAUCACCAGAGAAGAAGAGAAUGAUACCUGAUCCAUUGUAUUCCGACGAAGACGAAGAGGAGGUAGAGCGCAGAGAGUUGUUUUCAAAUAGUAACGACAGUGAAGAGCUUUUGGCAUUGGGAAAGACAUUUGGGUGUGCAGCAGAUUUUAAGUUGGCUUUGUUAAGAUAUUCUCUGAAGACUCGUUACGUUAUUAAACUCUACAAGUCAACAACAAUGAAAGUGGGAGCGAAAUGCUCUGAUAUUGAGUCGAAUUGCCCUUGGAGGAUUUACUGUUCUUAUGAACGAUGGAGGCACAAGAUGCAAGUGAAGGUGUAUGUUAAUCAGCAUAAUUGUAUGAGAUCGGGCUACUCGAAGAUGCUUAAGGUAUCAACAAUUGCUUUUCUGUUUGCGGAGAGGUUAAGGAUCAAUAGGAAGUUUACAAAGAAGGAGAUAGCUGAUGAGAUCAAGAGAGAGUACAAUUUAAUUGUCACAGAGGAGCAAUGCGCAAAAGCAAAGUCUAAACUUUUCCGAGAAAGAAAAACAAGCCAUGAAGCUCACUUCUCACGUAUAUGGGAUUAUGAAGCUGAGAUACGAAAGUCCAAUCCAUAUACAAACAUGGUGAUAAAGAUUAUUCAUGGUGCUACUCCAGGAAGCAAGCAAAGGUUUGAUAGGUUAUAUGUAUGUUUCGCAGCUCAAAGGGAAUCUUGGAUAGAAUCAUGUAGGCCUAUCAUAGGGUUAGAUGGGGCGUUCUUGAAGUGGGAUAUUAAAGGACAUCUACUAGCUGCUGUAGGAAGAGAUGAGGACAACAGGAUUGUGUCAAUUGCUUGGGCUGUUGUAGAAAUUGAAAACAAUGUGAAUUGGGAAUGGUUUGUCAAGCUUCUGAAAGCGGAUUUACGACUACAAGAAGGGGGAACAACAACCAUAAUAUCCGACAAGAAAAAGGGGUUUGUGAAUGCUGUCAAGAAAGAGCUUCCUGAAGCAGAACACCUCAUGCGUUCCAGACACAUCCUUGCAAACUGGAAGAGAGACAAUAAAGAUCCUGAAUUGGAGAGGAUAUUUUGGAGAAUAGCAGGCAGCUACACUACAGGAGAUUUUGAAGAGCAUAUGCGAGCUCUACAGAUUUACUGUGAAGGAUCAAAUUGCAAUGACAACCUCAACAACCUUAGUGAAUCCUUCAAUAAGACUAUUAGGGAAGCACGGAAAAAGCCAUUGCUAGAUAUGUUAGAGGAUAUAAGAAGGCAAUGCAUGGUUCGUAAUGCCAAAAGAGCUCUCCUUGCUUCACGGGUUAAGACUAAGUUCACAAAGAAAGUACAUUUGGAGGUUGAGAAUACUAAAGAGAAGGCAAAGGAUUGCAUUCGAUACAUGGCAUGUGGAAAUGUUCAUGAGAUUGAUGAUGGAGGGACUGCUUAUAGUGUUGAUAUGGAUUUGAAAACAUGUGGAUGUCUCAAGUGGCAGCUUAGAGGCAUUCUGUGUAUUCAUGCCUCUUGUGUCAUCACUGCAAAAAAGUUAAAGAUGGAAGAUUUUGUGUCCAAGUUUUACACCAGUGACAUGUGGAGAGUAACCUACUCUAGGGGUAUUAGGCCGGUUCAAGGAAUGAAACUAUGGCCUAGGAUGAAUAGGUUACCCGUGUUGCCACCGCCAUAUAGACUAGGUAAUCGUGGCAGACCAAGCAACUAUGAUAGGCGAAAAGGAGCAAAUGGAUCUUCCUCAAACCAAAAGACAAAGCUUGGACGAGAGAGGCGUUUGAUGACAUGUUCCAAUUUCUUAGACACAGGCCACAACAAAACCACAUGUGUAAAUCCGACAGCUGAAAGGGAACCAAAGAGGCCAAGGGGACGGCCAAGGCUUCAAUAUGCGUUCUUCUAG
Molecule: messenger RNA, 2061 nt
Organism: Brassica oleracea var. oleracea
Lineage: Eukaryota; Viridiplantae; Streptophyta; Magnoliopsida; Brassicales; Brassicaceae
Exons: 5
Coding region: 1-2061 (686 amino acids)
Molecular function (GO): zinc ion binding
Source: RefSeq, a predicted model, not a curated record